Molecule: messenger RNA, 1197 nt
Organism: Vigna angularis (adzuki bean)
Lineage: Eukaryota; Viridiplantae; Streptophyta; Magnoliopsida; Fabales; Fabaceae
Exons: 1
Coding region: 1-1197 (398 amino acids)
Source: RefSeq, a predicted model, not a curated record
AUGCAACAGAAGCAUGCAGAGGAGAUUGCGACGCUAAAGGCGGAACGAGGUCGCAUCGAACAGUCUGCUCAGCACGCGGUGUUAACUACCGAACGGGAUAGCAACCACGAGAAUGAAAACGAUGGAAGUCGUAAUCAACAACCAUCUCAGCACACAAACCCGAACGGUCGAGAAAGAAGGGAACCAACACCCUUGCGAACCGUCCGGCCUACAAGUUUACUCCCUUUUACGGUGACCAUCAUGCAAACUCCAAUGCCCGAAAAGAAUCCUCCUACAUUAGAGAAAUAUGAUGGCUCGACAGACCCCGACAAUUAUCUCAGGAUCUUCAUCAAUGCAAUGGCGUUCUACACGGACAAUGAUCCAAUCAUAUGCAGGGCCUUCUCCUUAUCACUCAAGGACGAGGCAUUGAAGUGGUACAACACUCUUCCUCCCAACAUAGUGGAUUGCUUUGCCACUGAAGAAACCCUCUUUAGGAGACAAUACACAGCCAAUCGGAGACAGGAGAUAACACCGACGAAAUUGGUAAACACAAAACAAGAAAAUGACAAAACUUUGAAAGCCUUUAUGAAAAGGUAUAAUGAAGUCGUACGACGAGUUAAAGAUGUUAAUCACACUUUUAUCAUCAGCAACCUACCUUCAUGCCUAAGGCCAGGAUAUUUUGCUGAAAAAAUAUAUGUGCGACCUCCAAAAACAAUGGAUGAACUUCUGGAAAGGAUAGACGAGUUUGUCCGUAUGGAGGACAUGAGGAGCUCAAGGAAAAAACAACAACAGGAAGCUUCUGCAUGCAGUAGCGAGAAAGGUAAGGUCCCUCGUUCGAAGGAUUUUUCCCGAACGCCCAGGUUUACUUACUAUACAACGCUUAAUGCGCCGAGAGCAGAAAUUCUGAAUGAAGCCCUUAAUGUUGACCUCCUCUCGGUCAAAAACGUUGUUACACCUAGAAACACGGAUGGAAGGAAGCAUUGCCAAUAUCAUCAGAAUCGGGAACAUACUACUCAAGAGUGUGUAACACUAAAAGAUGACCUCGAGAAGCUUAUCCGGGAGCGUCAUCUUCGUAAAUAUGUGAAGCAAGAGAAAACACAAGUGAGAAGUCCUGCACGAGAAAGUCCCGAACCGUCAUAUAGAAAAGAGGAACGAAGACGCAGGCGAAGUUGCAGCCGUAGUCAUAACCCUGACCGCAUAACAAAAAGCCCUUCGUAA